Phacochoerus africanus (Common warthog) is the source of this 1326-nucleotide messenger RNA. RefSeq names its product mitochondrial ribosomal protein S2 (gene MRPS2). The record is from RefSeq and is a predicted model, not a curated record. Gene Ontology annotation, molecular function: structural constituent of ribosome. The transcript has 4 exons. Gene Ontology annotation, biological process: translation. NCBI's taxonomy places the organism in Eukaryota, Metazoa, Chordata, Mammalia, Artiodactyla, Suidae. Gene Ontology annotation, cellular component: ribosome; mitochondrial small ribosomal subunit. The coding region runs from base 62 to 910 and encodes 282 amino acids.
CUCGCGAGGCCGCGCGCGCCCGCCGCCCGCGUCCGCCCGCACGUCGCCCGGUGUCCGCGCCAUGGCGUCCGGCCCGCUGCUGCCGCGGCUGCUCGGCGCGGGUGCCCCGCGCAGGCCGCUCCGGCUGCACCUCGUCCCGACGGCGACCCCGGGCCCGGCCGGGCCGACGGGCAGGACGCUGGGGAGCAACGCGGCCCCCGCCGCCCGCGAGCCCGAGCUCAGCAACGGUCUCAGGGACAGGAUCCUCAGCGAGCCUCUCAAGCACGCCGACUUCUUCAACCUCAAGGAGCUGUUUUCCGUGCGAAGUCUCUUCGACGCCCGGGUGCACCUGGGACACAAAGCCGGCUGUCGACACAGGUUCAUGGAGCCGUACCUCUUCGGGAGCCGCCUGGGCCAGGACGUCAUCGACCUGGAGCAGACGGCCGCGCACCUGCAGCUGGCCUUGAAUUUCACGGCCCACGUCGCGUACCGCGAGGGCAUCAUCCUGUUCGUGAGCCGGCACCGGCAGUUCGCCCACCUGAUCGAGACCACGGCCCGGGACUGCGGCGAGUACGCGCACACCCGCUACUUCAAGGGCGGCCUGCUGACCAACGCGCCGCUCCUCCUGGGCCCCGGGGUCCGCCUGCCCGACCUCAUCAUCUUCCUGCACACGCUCAACAACGUCUUCGAGCCCCACGUGGCCGUGCGGGACGCGGCCAAGAUGAACAUCCCCACAGUGGGCAUCGUGGACACCAACUGCAACCCCGCGCUCAUCACCUACCCCGUGCCCGGCAACGACGACUCGCCGCCGGCCGUCCGCCUCUUCUGCAGGCUCUUCCAGGCCGCCAUCAGCCGGGCCAAGGAGAAGCGCAGGCAGGUCGAGGCCCUGUACCGGCUGCAGGGCCCGGCGGCCCCCCCGCCCCCCGAAUGAGCCGGCAGCCCGGCGGGUUCCCGGGCCGCGAGAGCCCUGGGGCCGCUGCGCUGCCCGGUGGGCCCAGGCCUGGCGUCUGUGCCGCCAGGAACGGUUCUCAGCAGCUGCCGCCCGCCCGGUGCCCAGGCUCCCCCUCCCUCCUCGGCCCCGCGGACUCACAGGGCAGGCGGCCUGUCCCCGGAGCCCAAGAUCCCUGCUUCUACCCUGAGACGGUGCCUUGCGUGUCAGGAAGGCUCCCACGCCAGGCCGACUUUUCUUCUCGACCCGAACCCCCUCGGCUGGGCUGCUUCCCCUGCCGCCUGGUUUCUUCUGCGAGGUUGCAGGAAGAGUCCGUCUGGGUUGGGCCAGGCCAGGCCGACAGCACGAUUCCAACAGCAAUAAAACUUGAUUUGGGCAAAAUGGGGCCCGGGCCGUUG